Sapajus apella (tufted capuchin) is the source of this 6650-nucleotide messenger RNA. It is a transcript of the gene GRM7, whose product is annotated as glutamate metabotropic receptor 7. Gene Ontology annotation, cellular component: membrane. Gene Ontology annotation, biological process: regulation of synaptic transmission, glutamatergic; G protein-coupled glutamate receptor signaling pathway. The record is from RefSeq and is a predicted model, not a curated record. Lineage: Eukaryota; Metazoa; Chordata; Mammalia; Primates; Cebidae. The transcript has 9 exons. Gene Ontology annotation, molecular function: group III metabotropic glutamate receptor activity. The coding region runs from base 326 to 2896 and encodes 856 amino acids.
GAGGGAGCCGAACGACCAUUUAAAGCGAUAGCAAUCCCUGCCCUCUCCCCAGUGCUGGGCUGUUGGAGAGAGCGAGCUGCACGCUGGUGAGCGCGAGCGCUGCGCGCCCGGCCGGCGAACCAGAGAGAGCGAGGCGCCCCAGGCUGGCAGGCGCCUCAGGACCCCUCACCCUCUCCAGUCGCCCCUCCCCGGAUUCCCCCACCCUUCGUGCCUGGAGGAUCCCCUGGGCUUUCCCGGAGGAGCUCGCCCAGAGGGGCUCAGACCUCGGUGAGCCCACCACCUUCCCCUCCAUCACCGCCGCCGCCACCGCAGCAGCCGGAGCAGCAUGGUCCAGCUGAGGAAGCUGCUCCGCGUCCUGACUUUGAUGAAGUUCCCCUGCUGCGUGCUGGAGGUGCUACUGUGUGCGCUGGCGGCGGCGGCGGCGCGCGGCCAGGAGAUGUACGCCCCGCACUCAAUCCGGAUCGAGGGGGAUGUCACCCUUGGGGGGCUGUUCCCCGUGCACGCCAAGGGUCCCAGCGGAGUGCCCUGCGGUGACAUCAAGAGGGAGAAUGGGAUCCACAGGCUGGAAGCGAUGCUCUACGCCCUGGACCAGAUCAACAGUGAUCCCAACCUACUGCCCAACGUGACGCUGGGCGCGCGGAUCCUGGACACUUGUUCCAGGGACACUUACGCGCUCGAACAGUCGCUCACUUUCGUCCAGGCGCUCAUCCAGAAGGACACCUCCGACGUGCGCUGCACCAACGGUGAACCCCCGGUUUUCGUCAAGCCGGAGAAAGUAGUUGGAGUGAUUGGGGCUUCGGGGAGUUCGGUCUCCAUCAUGGUAGCCAACAUCCUGAGGCUCUUCCAGAUCCCCCAGAUUAGUUACGCAUCAACGGCACCCGAGCUAAGUGAUGACCGGCGCUAUGACUUCUUCUCUCGCGUGGUGCCGCCCGAUUCCUUCCAAGCCCAGGCCAUGGUAGACAUUGUAAAGGCCCUUGGCUGGAAUUAUGUGUCUACUCUCGCAUCCGAAGGAAGUUAUGGAGAGAAAGGUGUGGAGUCCUUCACGCAGAUUUCCAAAGAGGCAGGCGGACUCUGCAUUGCCCAGUCCGUGAGAAUCCCCCAAGAACGCAAAGACAGGACCAUUGACUUUGAUAGAAUUAUCAAACAGCUCCUGGACACCCCCAACUCCAGAGCCGUCGUGAUUUUUGCCAACGACGAGGAUAUAAAGCAGAUCCUUGCAGCAGCCAAAAGAGCUGACCAAGUUGGCCAUUUUCUUUGGGUGGGAUCAGACAGCUGGGGAUCCAAAAUAAACCCACUGCACCAGCAUGAAGAUAUCGCAGAAGGGGCCAUCACCAUUCAGCCCAAGCGAGCCACGGUGGAAGGGUUUGAUGCCUACUUUACGUCCCGCACACUUGAAAACAACAGAAGAAAUGUAUGGUUUGCCGAAUACUGGGAGGAAAACUUCAACUGCAAGUUGACGAUUAGUGGGUCAAAAAAAGAAGACACAGAUCGCAAAUGCACAGGUAGUGCUGGCACUCCAGUGAUGUUUAACAAGAACGGGGAUGCACCUGGGCGUUAUGACAUCUUUCAAUACCAGACCACAAACACCAGCAACCCUGGUUACCGUCUGAUUGGGCAGUGGACAGACGAACUACAGCUCAAUAUAGAAGACAUGCAGUGGGGUAAAGGAGUCCGAGAGAUACCCCCAUCGGUGUGCACACUACCAUGUAAACCUGGACAGAGAAAGAAGACACAGAAAGGAACUCCUUGCUGUUGGACCUGUGAGCCUUGUGAUGGUUACCAGUAUCAGUUUGAUGAGAUGACAUGCCAACAUUGCCCCUAUGACCAGAGGCCCAAUGAAAAUCGAACUGGUUGCCAGGAUAUUCCCAUCAUCAAACUGGAGUGGCACUCCCCCUGGGCUGUGAUUCCUGUCUUCCUGGCAAUGUUGGGGAUCAUUGCCACCAUCUUUGUCAUGGCCACUUUCAUCCGCUACAAUGACACGCCCAUUGUCCGGGCAUCUGGGCGGGAGCUCAGCUAUGUUCUUUUGACAGGCAUCUUUCUUUGCUACAUCAUCACUUUCCUGAUGAUUGCCAAACCUGAUGUGGCAGUGUGUUCAUUCCGGCGUGUUUUCUUGGGCUUGGGUAUGUGCAUCAGUUAUGCAGCCCUUUUGACGAAAACAAAUCGGAUUUACCGCAUAUUUGAGCAGGGCAAGAAAUCAGUGACGGCUCCCAGACUCAUAAGCCCAACAUCGCAACUGGCAAUCACUUCCAGUUUAAUAUCAGUUCAGCUUCUAGGUGUUUUCAUUUGGUUUGGUGUUGAUCCACCCAAUAUCAUCAUAGACUAUGAUGAACAUAAAACAAUGAACCCUGAGCAGGCCAGAGGAGUUCUCAAGUGUGACAUUACAGAUCUCCAAAUCAUUUGCUCCUUGGGAUAUAGCAUUCUUCUCAUGGUCACAUGUACUGUGUAUGCCAUCAAGACUCGAGGUGUACCAGAGAAUUUUAAUGAAGCCAAGCCCAUUGGAUUCACUAUGUACACGACAUGUAUAGUAUGGCUUGCCUUCAUUCCAAUUUUUUUUGGCACUGCUCAAUCAGCGGAAAAGCUCUACAUACAAACUACCACACUUACAAUCUCCAUGAACCUAAGUGCAUCAGUGGCGCUGGGGAUGCUAUAUAUGCCGAAAGUGUACAUCAUCAUUUUUCACCCUGAACUCAAUGUCCAGAAACGGAAGCGAAGCUUCAAGGCGGUAGUCACAGCAGCCACCAUGUCAUCGAGGCUGUCACACAAACCCAGUGACAGACCCAACGGUGAGGCAAAGACAGAGCUCUGUGAAAACGUAGACCCAAACAACUGUAUACCACCAGUAAGAAAGAGUGUACAAAAGUCUGUUACUUGGUACACUAUCCCACCAACAGUAUAGCUUUUGACUGCUUUCCAAAAGGUAAGAAAACAAUCUAAUUCUUAUUUAUUUAUAUGUUCUUGUCUCCAAUGAGAAUUAGAAAUGUCUCAGUGGAAACUGCAUGAUUACCUGAAAGUAUGUCUAUAGGAAGAAAUGAAUUUUGAAAGAUGAUCUGUUUUAUAAGCUUAGUGCCAGCAGCUGCUACUGGUAAUAUGCUUGCUUAAUUUUCUAAAGGACGUGUUUAUGAGUAUGUACAUAUUUGUUUUUCCUGAACAACUAGGCAGUAAUUUCAGAGAACUGGUGCUAGUCAUUCUGACACAUUCUCUACUUUAAAACUACCAUGGUGAGAAGCUAUUUCUCAAUGUAUGAUUUUCUACUCUGGGUUUAGAAGGCAAUGUGGAAAACCUACAAGGAGAGAAGGGGGAUGCUUAAUAAAUGCAAUCUUAGUAAAAUGUUUGUUCUGGUUUAUUUUUACUAAAUACAUUCGAAGAAGUAUAUAUAUUCCCAGAAAAGCAUCCAUGGAAAUAGCAGCAAAUGGCCUUACCAUCAUUAACCCAAAAUUGUCUUGGUUCCUUCUCUGCAGAAAAUAAAUAGGUUUACUGUUCUGGAUUGAUGAUAUGUUGAUGACGAUUUGUGGCUCAUAGUUCUGCCUUUGACAAACACUGAAGCAACUUUAGUCAUCACACAAAGGUAGAGAAAGGGUCAGACCACAAGGGUCUAAAGGUUAGUUUCAAUAUUGGUCACACUCAAGAAAUACCUAUAAAUACCAAGGGUGUUCAAAUAAAUAAAUUAGAGAAAAUUAUGUUGUAUUGUGUGAUGUGUGAACCAGCCACAUGAGUGGGCUAGCCUAAGAAUAAUAAUGGAUUCACCACAGAUGCUUCUAUAUUGCUUUAGGCUCUCACUCAAGAAUAUAUACUCUGAAAGAAUAUUAUCCUCACCCUGUUUCAGCCUAAGCAAUAUUACAAGACAGUGGAAAAUAACAUUUGCUAUGGCAAGCAUUCUCAUCCACAUGGAACAGGGCAUUCUAAACAAUGUAAAAUAUAUAGUAGAGAACAUGGAGUAAGUUAUUAGAGUCAUGUGGUAGCUUUGAAUAAAAAAUUCUUUUUUGAUUUUCUCUCAACCUCCUAUUGCACUUACAAAAUAUCGAGCCCUGUCUCUAGAAAGAUUCCAAAAGAGUAAGCAGUGAGGUCAUGCCGCAGGAGGGGGAAAAAUAUUGCUUAAUAAUGUAGACUAGUCUUUCUCUUUCCUACAUUGAUAACAUGACACUUUUAUCAGAUCACCAUUCUGUUUCUUCUCAUCUCUGUUUGUGUAAUAGUAUUCUAAAUACAAAUAAUAUCUUGCUCUCUCUCUCUUUUAUCCAUUUAGCAUGGUAAGACAGGAUAAGUGUAAUUCCAAAGAGUAAUUACAUUUUCUGUUGACUUUAGAUGGAUGCCAGUAACUCGGCCUUUAAUUUAGGGUAUAUUGUUCAGAUAGGUAUUUCCUUUUUCCUUAUCAACAUGAUCUGUCCUAGUUUUUAAAUAGGGCAUUCUUUUCUCCUAGUUAAUAUGUAACUGUACUCCAGUGAGAUUUCAAGUUUUUUGCAGUACAAGUGCUUGUCAAAACACUGUAGCUCAUCACUUUAAUAGUCUUUUUUACAUGAGACUGACUGAGACUAAAUAAGAAGGGAUUUUCCCUGGGUAAAAAUGAUAGAUUUAAUCUCAAUCCAUUAAAAAUUCUCUUUUGUUCUUUUCUAAGUUGAUCCCUUUUGGUUUAAAGGGAGUCAGAUGAAAAUAUUUUAAGUCAACCUUUUAGUUAAAAAAUACUUUCAGGAUAUGCAGGUUAGAAGUAAAUUCAAACUGUUAGCUAGAAUUGUCUUACUUCAGAGAUUUUGAUGAGAGAAAGCAAGUCACAUCAAGAGAGAGGAAUAAUUGCUUAAUAAUGUGGACUGGUCUGUUUCCUAUGCUGAUAUCGUAGGGCUUCUAUUAGUUUAUUAUUCUAUUUCUUCUCAUCUUUGUUUUGAAAUGGUAUUCCAAAUACAAAUAAUAGUUGUAUUUGGUCUCCUUUUCUGACCAAUUUAAAUAUGGCUUUAGAAAGUAAUGAUAAAUAUUUUGUGGAACUAUUUCAAAAUAAUUUGGAAUAGAAGUUGGUUUAAAUUACAUGAAUUCAAAGAGCAGAUGAUUUACUUGUUCAGGUCAAUAUUAGACUAGUAAACUUGUGAGACCAAUGAAAGAAGUCUCUUAAUGCUAUGUGUUCAAAUCCAUUUCUAAGUGAUUGCUUUCAGGGAGACAAAACAGUAAAAAGAUAACCAUAGAUUCAGGAGUAAACUUUCAUACUACUGCACUAUUAAAACUCAGUGUCGGGUACCAUGUCCCAACAAAGUCACGCUAUAUACAGGAAUUCAAACAUUUGCUUAUAGGGAUUUGAAGGAAGUAGGUUCAAAUUCAGAUGGAACAUAACUUAAGCCUGGUUUGAAAAUGCAUUCCAUAACAUGCCUCUGUUUAAAAGCACUCUCAUGUGACAAAGACCUCAUUCACACAAUCAUAGAGCUCCCUGGACACUGAACCUCUAAAGGGAAAAGGUCUCCCCUGGAGCAGGAGCAUCAGGGUUUUCUUGGGAGCUUAAGAGGUGAGCUUGGGGCUGGGCCAGGCCCCAGCAGCACUGCUACUUGGGAGGAACCACUUCACCUUUGUAUUAGUUAUUAGAUGUCAUCAGCAGAAUCAAUACUUUCUGCAUCCUUUACAUGAAUAUCUAUAAAUUUUUAAACUCUGCAAUGUGUUAUCAACCUAAUGACAUUAUGUCGAAAUGCAAUUACGUACAAAAUAAAAAGCACCAUGCACCUGGUAUCAUCACCAUCACCAGGUCAGGAAAGAAGCUUUGUUAAGACGUAAAUUUUUACAUUCUAGGAUGGUAUUUUGAUUAAAAACCUUUGAGAGUAUAAUUAAGCCUUGUGAGAAUACCAAGUACCUGAAUUAUAUUAUUGACAUCCAUUAUUGAAUGGUAUUACACAAAUUAAUAAUCUUUGGUUUCUUAUAAUGAAUGGGAUGAUUUGGCAAUUCUACGCAUUUGGAAACUGCAGUGCAAGUUUUAGUAUCAUGUUGGGACUCUCCCUCUUUGACAUUCAAUGUGAUAUCUCUGCUGUAACGGGAGACCACCUCCACUUAAACUUCACUUUGGGACACUAUAAGUAUAGCAAAGAAUACAUGUUAUCUGACCUUUGACACUGAAUCACCUUGGGAAUAAAUGCUGCUAUAAAAUUUUUGGCAUAUUUCUCUCUGCCUAAGAGGUUCCUGAGACACCAUCAUUUCCUCGCCAAGGUUUGAUAUCUCAGCAUAUCUUCAAAAUUCAAUUGAUAUCUGCUGUCUUGGUUCUGCAACUUGAGUUCAACUUAACUGGAUGGAUGAAUGUUUACAUGGAUACUACUUCUCUCGUUCCUUGCAUAAAAGAAAUGUACACAUCAUACCUCAAAGUCACUAAAACUAUGUCAAGUUUUACAUUAUAUGCAUUGCACUGCCCUAUAUGGUCAAGACUGUUUACUGCGUGAGUGUCCUUAAAUUGGGUCAAUCAAAGAAAUAUUUGCCAAACACCUCUCCUCUGGGCCAUCCUUGAACUGACUAGGAGUCGGGGACAGGAGGGGACAAUGCGUUCAGGGAGCUUAGAUCUGAUGGAAGACUCGAAGGUAAGUAAUAGACUCAAAGGUAACAGGGGCUCCUCCUCAAGGUAGGUACCAAGUACCAUCAAGCUACAGGUGGAGAGCAUCAUCCAGUACGCUUUGCUUGAGCUGCUCUUAAAAAAUAAA